GGGCGGAGGCGGAGAAGGGGCGCGGCCUUGGCCGGGAGCCGCCCCGCCCGAGCGGCGCAGCGCGGACUUCCCUGCUCCUGCGGCGCCCGGCCGCGCAGAGGCCGCCAUGGGCUGUGCGCGCUGGCUCGCGCUGGGCGGCCUCCUGGCCCUGGCGGGGCUGCUGCAGGCCCGGCUGCUGCCCCCGCACCAAGCGGGCUUCGGUGAGUGCGACCGCUUCUUCUACGCGGGGACCCCGCCCGCCGGGCUGGCGACCGAGGCGCACGUGAGGAUCUGUCAGCGCUUCGCGGGCGCCGAGCGCUUUGCCACCCUGUACAGCCCGGGCCACCGCAUCCCCGUGUUCUCCGCGUUUCGCGCCUCUCGCCCGGCGCUCGUUAGUGCGGAGCAGCGCGGGCUUCUGGAGCCGCAGAUUGAUGACCCCAGCAGCAACCUUGAGGAGGUAAUUGAAGAGACUGACGCCCUUACCUCCGUGCACAAUCUAGGAAGCAAGCAGGCCUUGAAUGCAGACUACAUUGAUUCUAACUAUGAAAUUGGACAGCUGUACCCAUUCCUCCUUAGUACUGACCCUCAGGCGCCCACAUUUCCACUCACAAAUUCAGUUCCAAUGACCCAGUCUUUCCGGGAACGAUGGCACAUGAAUCUCAACAGCCUCAUGGAGCGAGCCUUGAUCCCGCACUGUGGCGAUGGCAAAGACCUAUAUAUCAUCACAGGCGCUGUUCCCUCAGACCACAGACUUAAGGACAAAGUGACUGUCCCAGAAUUUGUGUGGCUGGCAGCCUGCUGUGACGUCCUUGGUGGAGGGUGGGCCAUGGGCUUCACCAAGCAUGCCCAGGACAGUGGCAUCAUAGAAGAUGUCAUGGUGAGGGACCUUGAGCAGCUGCUUCCUCAUAAGCCUCAGCUGUUCCGGGACAACUGUGGAGAGACAGAGCAAGACACGGAGAAGAUGAAGAAGAUUCUGGAAGUGGUCAACCAAGUCCAAGAGGAGGAGCGGUCUCUGCUGUCUCAAGAGAGCAUGAGUCCCCUUGCCAGUACCCAAAGCCAGAGGUCUGCCCCGCCGUCCCCAGAAGCACCAGAGGGAGGAGGCAGCUUUCUGGGGAAAGUCCUUGGUUUCCUUUUAACCCCAUUUAUCAAACUUUUCCAGUUAAUUUAUUACCUUGUGAUAGCAGUCUUAAGGAGUAUAGUCCAUCUCCUUUGGUUUGUUGCCAAGCAGGUGAUAAAUGGCAUCGAGUGUGGUCUAUACCGUCUAGGAGCAGCCACUGUGUCAUACUUCGUAGCCAUUGGACAAGAGUUGGUGGGCAUUCCCUGGAAAGUGCUCAAGGUCGUGGCCAAAGUUAUCAGGGCCCUUCUCCGGAUCCUCUGCUGCCUGCUGAAGACUAUCUGUCGAGCUCUGAGCAUCCCUCUCCGAGUCCUUGUGGAUAUUACCAUGUUCCCUGUGUAUACCGUGGGGGCCAUUCCCAUUGUGUGCAAGGACAUCGCUGUGGGCCUGGGGGGCACUGUCUCCCUGCUCUUGGACACCGCUUUUGGCACCAUGGGUGGCCUGUUUCAGGUUGUUUUUAGUGUCUUCAAGCGGAUUGGCUACAAGGUUACUUUUGACAAUUCUGGGGAGUUAUAGGACUCAAAACCCUAGCGGUGUCCAUUGGUGAAUUUCAUUACUUUUCCAUAGAGAGUGAGCAUAUUCUGUUUUUAUAGUGGGUAUCUGUUCUUGGUCAGCUACUGUGUUAUGUUUGUCUAUGGGGUGGGUUGUCUUUUUCUGCAAUGGAGUUCGGCACACUUUAGACUUGAUCUAAGCAAAAUGUUGAGGUGGGUCCCGUGUCCACCACGCACCUGUGAUUGCGCACGCAAGCGUCCAUGCACUGUGUCUGACUCAGAGUGAAACCCCGGGGCUCACCUAGGCUUGUUAUGACAACUAAAGGGAGGAGGGAGAGGGUGACAUUAAAGGUUAUAAGGAAUGGAGAAUGGGUCUUGUGCCUCCCAUUCCUCUUAGAGGAUUCAGGCAGACGAUCUGGACACUGUCGUCAGGUCUCUUAGCGUCUCUUACCAUUUCUUUGUCUUCCUCUCCCAUCCAACCGGCUGUGGUGUUGUGUGCUGGUGAGUGCUCUGGUGAAAUCCCUGCCUCUGGAGGCAGCGUCUGCCUCAACUUUGACCUUUGCCUGGUCUCAAUGGUUUGUUUGAUUUUUAUUUUCUCCCAAAGUUGAGUCCUGAUGAGUCACAAUGAGCAUUUUAUGCCAAAUAUGGUAUACUAAAAUUUGAAUGCAACCCUGAUUAGGGUAAGUCAGGCCCCCCUCUCCCCCCGGGUGUAGAGAGUGGAAAAGAGACAGUGUUAAGGAGCACUGUAUGUUCCAGGGCGUUCUUAGGGAGGCUUGGACCAACUUACAUUAAAUAUCUGGCUGACAACUUUAAACAAAGAUUUGCAUGUGAAUCUAAUAUGAAACUUCAUAUUUUGCAACAUCGACUGCAUCAAGUGAGUACUCCAAACCACGAGGCACUCUGGCUUCUCUCCCGAAUGAAUGUUAUAACUAUCUAGGUAACAGACAGCGUGAAAAAUAUUCUAGCCAUCUUGGGAAGAAAUAGAUGUAUGUACAUAUUUAAGAAUCAUUAUCUCUUAGGACGUUAUUUUUAUAGGAUAUUUGAGGCUAAAAAAAAAAGUGUAAGUCCUUCAUUAAUGCAAGUUACAUUUGAGAGCUUAGUCCCAAUUUUGAUCAAUCACUUGUCAUUUUAAAUCUCGCACUAAACAUUGUAACAAAGGGAACCGACCAUCCCCACAGUGGAAAUGAUUGUCUAGCACUUUUUCCUGAGUGUUCUGAAGAGUGGCUGUGAAGAAGAGGGCGUAGUGUGGACUUAACUUGGGUAUGUACCAGUUCCUGGGAGUCAGCUGUAAAGACUAGGGGUCUACAAAGGAUGGGGCACAUCAGCUGUCCCAAGGGAGCUGGCACGUGAGAAUCUGAGUGCAGCAGUAAAAGUUUGCAGAAGGCGAUCUGAACUGCACCAGAGAGCGAGCAGCCUGCAAACUUCCAUGUGGCCAUGAUCUGAGCCUGGAGCGCGGACCAGCCCUCGCUUGGUUCAUCAAGACUCGUAGCAGGGUUUGCCAGGACUUUUUCUCUGUGUCAAUGGGAGUGUGAGGGCUUCUGUUGGCACUGAUGGGCCAGAAAAGGGACCCAGAAGUCACCACAGAAGCAGUCAGGCCAAGCCUUUGUGUGUGUAGGUCCCAGAGGCACAAGGAGGCUGUGAACUUGACCCUGCGGGACAAACUACGACACCCAUCACACUGGGCGUGCCUCCCUGCGUGCGAGUACGCUUUUAUCACUUAUAAAAGACAGGUCCUGUGUCAUCCACUGGGUUUGACUCGGUUGAUGACAUGCCAGCUCCCCAUGUGAAACUGCAUCUCUUGUGACCCUCUUUUCCUUUCGGUGAAUAUUUUAUGCCGAGAGGCCCUAGCAGGGCGCCCAUGGCACCGAACCCCUUUACGGGAACCACUUGGAAAUCCUCCCUCCCUGUAUUCAGAUGUCUGGUUAUUUAUUUUGUGUGGCUUUUUGUUUUUAAAUAUGGGAAGGAAUAAUAAGACAAAAAUAUAUCCCUUCAAUGUAGAGUUUCUGGUUGAACCAGCUGCAUUUGUCUUUGACGUCCUACCAGAGCUCUGGGCUGCUGGCCCCUUCCCAGCAGUUACUUGAGGCUCUGAGGGGAGGGAGUUUAGGAACCUGAGCCCUGUCUUCAGCUCGGAGACUUUGCUGUGGCGUCAUCCCUUCCUCGGGCCCUUGGGGACAUUGGCCAACUCUGUCAUUCAAAAGCUGGUGUUCUAGUUGGUGACAGCCAUGUCCUCUGGCUUUGUGCCUUUCCCGCACAAUCGAAGGAGGGAAUGGAGGGAACUGAAGCGGAGCAUCCUUGGCUUCAGGCGUCCACCUGUGCAGCAAGCGUGUUGAGAUGGAGCGUUCCACCUACAGGGAGUUUCCAGCGUGCUGGGGAAACGCUGGUGCAGUCUAUGCUCGGAUGUCUGGGUGUUUGCUUCCUGAGAACAGCCAGACACCCUGCAAGGCUAGGGAAUGAAGGGCACUGUGACAGAGGGUUCGGCUGCUUCGAACUUUGUACAAUGCUGUGUGCCUUGUAGAUGCUCAAUAAAGUCGCUGUUGACAACUCUGAUCCUGUAA
Phodopus roborovskii (desert hamster) is the source of this 4139-nucleotide messenger RNA. RefSeq names its product endonuclease domain containing 1 (gene Endod1). Gene Ontology annotation, molecular function: nucleic acid binding; metal ion binding; hydrolase activity. The transcript is spliced from 2 exons. The coding region runs from base 107 to 1609 and encodes 500 amino acids. The record is from RefSeq and is a predicted model, not a curated record. Lineage: Eukaryota; Metazoa; Chordata; Mammalia; Rodentia; Cricetidae.